Molecule: messenger RNA, 1371 nt
Organism: Didymodactylos carnosus
Lineage: Eukaryota; Metazoa; Rotifera; Eurotatoria; Philodinida; Philodinidae
Source: the annotation of a GenBank genome assembly
AUGACAAAUAAGAAGAUUCACCACAUAUGCAUGGUUUCAGAUUUUUUCUAUCCAUUGAUUGGUGGUGUAGAAAAUCACAUUUAUCAAUUGGCUCAAUGUUUAAUUGACUUAAAUCAUAAAGUUAUUGUUGUAACACAUGCGUACAAUGAUCGUGUUGGUGUUCGUUACAUGACAAAUGGUUUGAAGGUUUAUUAUCUACCAUUUGUUCCGUUUUACAAUAAUGCAACUUUACCAACCGUAUUUAGUACAAUACCGCUUAUACGAUGUGUAUUAUUAAGAGAAAAUGUGACAAUUGUUCAUGGACAUUCUUCAUUUUCAACAUUGGCUCAUGAAACAAUGUAUCAUGCAAAAACACUCGGCAUACGCACGGUAUUCACCGAUCAUUCAUUAUUUGGUUUUUCUGAUAUUAGCUCAGUAAUAACUAAUAAAGUAUUGCAAAUAUCGCUCGUUGAUUGUCAUCAUGUUAUAUGUGUUUCGCAUACUUGUAAAUCAAAUACAAUGCUGCGAGCCAAUUUAUCAUCCAACGAUAUUUCAGUCGUCCCAAAUGCCAUUGAUUCAGCAGUAUUUGUUCCUGAUACAACUAAACGAUCAAACGAACGAAUUACAAUUAUUGUUGCUAGUCGUUUGGUUUAUCGUAAAGGUAUUGAUUUAUUAAUUGGUGUACUACCAAAAAUCCUAAAAACAUACCCAAAUGUUGAAUUCAAAAUUGCUGGUAAUGGACCAAAAGAAAUUGAUAUACAAGAGGUUCGAGAACGAGAAGCAUACGAAGAACGUGUACAGUUAGUUGGAUCAGUAAGUCAUGAUAAAAUGAACGAGUUUUUAAAUAGUGGACAUAUAUUCUUGAAUACAUCAUUGACCGAAGCUUUUUGUAUGGCUAUUCUUGAAGCAGCAGCAUGCGGUCUUCUAGUUGUGUCGACUAAGGUUGGAGGUAUACCCGAAGUACUACCAUCUAAUGAUACAAACUCCGAUAUUAUGAUUUUAUGUGAACCAGAUGUGCAAGCUGUUUAUAUUGGUUUGUGCAAAGCAAUUGAACGAAUAUCUAAUGGAAAUGGGCCUGAAGUGUCUGAAUGGCAUGAGAAAAUAAAACACUGGUAUUCAUGGAAAAAAGUUGCUAUACAAACACAAACAAUUUAUAAUAAUAUUUCAGAAAAAGUCCCAUUAACAUUAAACGACAGACUAAAACGGUAUAAAAGAUGUGGCUCCAUUAGUGGAAUUGUUAUGAGUUUCAUUGCGAUAGUGUCUUAUUUCAUCGUAAUCUUUCUUAAUUAUACACAACCUAUUCAUUUAAUCGAUGAUGCCAGUGGAUAUACGAGAGAAAAGUUUGAACUAGCAUAUGAAUUAAGAAGGCAAAAUGAUAAGAAAACUAAAUAA